Molecule: messenger RNA, 1904 nt
Organism: Spea bombifrons (plains spadefoot toad)
Lineage: Eukaryota; Metazoa; Chordata; Amphibia; Anura; Pelobatidae
Gene: DCAF13
Product: DDB1 and CUL4 associated factor 13
Exons: 11
Coding region: 73-1410 (445 amino acids)
Biological process (GO): maturation of SSU-rRNA from tricistronic rRNA transcript (SSU-rRNA, 5.8S rRNA, LSU-rRNA)
Cellular component (GO): nucleolus; small-subunit processome
Molecular function (GO): protein binding
Source: RefSeq, a predicted model, not a curated record
GCAUGUGGCGUGUGUGUGAGCUGGUGAGAGGAAGUGGCCGAAUUGGAAUUUUGUUAUUAAAUUAUUUGCAUUAUGAAGGUGAAGGUUUUGUGCAGAAACCCCGAUGAUUAUGUGCGGGAGACAAAAAUGGAUCUGCCGAGGGUUCCUCGCAACUAUGAUCCGUCGCUGCACCCGUUCGAAGUUCCCCGGGAGUACACCAGAGCCCUGAACGCCACCAAACUGGAGCGCGUGUUUGCGAAGCCUUUUGUUGCUUCCCUGGAUGGUCACAGAGAUGGGAUCAACUGUCUGGCAAAGCACCCCCGGAGCCUGUCCACCCUGCUGUCCGGAGCGUGCGACGGAGAGGUAAGGAUUUGGAAUCUGGUGAAGCGGGAAUGCAGUCGGGCGAUCCAAGCGCACGAAGGCUUCGUUCGGGGGCUUUGCGUUCGUUUCUGCGGGGGCUCGUUCUUCACGGUAGGUGAUGACAAGACGGUGAAGCAGUGGAAGAUGGAAAGCCCAGGAUACGGAGAGAAAGAGGAGCCCAUACACACCAUUUUGGGAAAGACUGUGUUCACAGGUAUCGACCAUCACUGGAAUGAAGCAGUUUUUGCCACAUGUGGGCAGCAAGUGGACAUCUGGGAUGAACAGAGAUCUAGUCCCAUGCGAUCAUUCUCAUGGGGGGUCGAUAGCAUUUCAAGCGUCAAAUUUAAUCCCAUUGAGAGAAACGUUUUAGGAAGCUGUGCCUCUGACAGAAAUAUAGUCCUGUAUGACAUGCGGCAGGCCACGCCGUUGAAAAAGGUCAUUCUAGAAAUGAGAACAAACACAAUCUCUUGGAACCCGAUGGAAGCGUUUAUAUUCACAGCAGCCAAUGAGAACUUCAACUUGUACACGUAUGACAUGCGCAAGCUAGAGUCCCCGCUGAAGGUGCACAUGGACCACGUGUCGGCCGUCCUGGAUGUGGAUUACUCCCCCACCGGAAAGGAGUUUGUGUCGGCCAGCUUUGAUAAAACUAUCCGCAUUUUCCCUGUGGAACACGGGCACAGCAGAGAGGUUUAUCACACUAAGAGGAUGCAGCACGUCACCUGCGUCAGGUGGUCUUCAGACAACAAGUAUAUUCUGUCUGGCUCAGAUGAAAUGAAUAUCCGUUUAUGGAAGGCAAAUGCUUCUGAAAAACUUGGCUUGUUAUCCCCGAGAGAACGUGCUGCACUGAGCUAUAACCAGAAACUGAAGGAAAAAUUCCAGCACCAUCCGCAGGUCAAGCGAAUAUCACGACACCGGCACCUCCCGAAAUCCAUCUUCUGCCAAAUAAAGGAACAGCGCAUCAUGAGGGAAGCUCGCCGCAAGAAGGAUGUGAACCGCCGCAAACACAGCAAAGAGGGCACCGUGCCAGUAACCACAGAGAAGAAAAAACAUGUUGUGGCAGUAGUAGAAUAACAAGCUGCGCAAACGGAUCACCUCCUGGCUUCAAAAAAUGGUGUUGGUUUUUUUGUGUACCUUGAGUGGGUUGUCUGAGGGUGAUUGGAGUUGAAGGGGACGCAGUUGUCCCUUGGACUGUAUGAUGUACGAAGAUAAUCUUUUACUGGACGCUAGAACUUUAAUAAAUGUAUUAGAAAGCCCAGAAUCAGUUUCUUGUGUUCAGGCCUAUUUUUUUUUUUUUAUUUUAAACAAAACAUCACUUUUUACACAGAAAUAUAGGGCCAGCCUUUAAAACUCCACCAGGCUAUGGUGGAUAUCCCGGAAAAAUGGAUAUCUUAGUGAAAAAUAAUGUUUUUAUUUUGUGAAUAUAAAUAAAUGUUGUAAACCUCAUCUAUCGUAUGGUUAUAAGCAGUUGCUUAAAGGUUAAUUAUUCAGUUUUAAAUAAAUACCUGCUUAUACACAUGCCACACAAUUGUGUCCUGUUAAUGGUUUUAAUAAAUGUAUUUUACAUA